Molecule: messenger RNA, 2091 nt
Organism: Odontomachus brunneus
Lineage: Eukaryota; Metazoa; Arthropoda; Insecta; Hymenoptera; Formicidae
Product: TGF-beta-activated kinase 1 and MAP3K7-binding protein 1-like
Exons: 6
Coding region: 314-1738 (474 amino acids)
Biological process (GO): protein dephosphorylation
Molecular function (GO): protein serine/threonine phosphatase activity
Source: RefSeq, a predicted model, not a curated record
UAUGCGACGCGCGAUAUCCAAUGAGCGUAGUUUUUGCGGAAUACUAGUGUGCUUAUUGGAUAUCGCUAAUCGCUUAUCGUGUGUCGCAUCGCGCAUCGCGCUGGCUACGAGAGCCAUUAAGGAGCGAUAAAGAUAGAAAAACGCGAUAGCGUGUUCCCCGAACGCACCCUUAGUAACAGCUAGCUUGAUUUAUGAUCGGAAUUACGUUCGAAUUGCACUUGAUAAAGUUAUGCAGUUUAAAAAAUAAAAACUCUAAAAAUAAACUCUUCGUUAUAUUUUGUUAACACUAUGAGUUAAGAUAGAAUAAAGAAAAAUGCCUGCAGGGGCAGAACAUCCAGCUUCGAUGCCUUUUCAAGAUAGCCAAUACAAUUGGACAGAUGAUUUACCAGUUUGCAAACAAUCCGGAGUGGGUUUCUCCACUAAUCAGAUCUAUCGAGAAGAUGGAUAUCGACAAGAAGAACAUCCAUUUGAGGAUCGCAGUUUUCACUGCAGAUAUGAUGACUCCACAUUUCUUUAUGGUGUAUUUGAUGGCCAUGAAGGUACUAAAGCAGCUAACUUUGCUAUGCAAAGAAUAGCUGCAGAAAUCUUGCUUGGACAGUUGAAUGGCAAGUCAACUGAUGAAGAAGUAAAGGAAGUUCUUCGACAAGCAUUCAUAGCAGUUGAAAAAGGAUACAUGGAGUCAAUAGGUGAUUUAUUGGCAGAACGUGCUAGUCUACAAUUUGAUAUUCCUGAUGGGCUAAACUCUUAUGAAACAUAUCAAAAGUUUCCAGAGUUGGUUGACAAGCUGAAUACGCUAAAUUGCGAGCUAUCUACUGGAACCAGUGCUGUGGUUGCUUUAGUUUACAAAGGGCGAUUGUACGUCGCAAAUGUCGGUGACAGCAGAGCAUUAUUGUGCAAAACAGACAGCAAUCAAGUAUUGAGAGUCGUGCAAUUAAGUGUGGAUCAUGAUUUGAAAAACGAGGACGAGCUCUUGCGAUUGUCUCAAUUAGGCUUAGACAUCGAAUCAGUUAGACAAGGUUCUCAUCUUGGAAAUCAGGAAAACACACGUUGCCUCGGAAAUUAUCUCGUGAAAGGAGGAUACAGGGAAUUCGAAGAACUAGCGUCUUCCGCGCCGGAACCCAUCAUCGCAGAACCAGAAAUCCACGGCAGUAUCGAGCUGGAUGAAUCCUGCAGAUUUUUAUUGCUUAUGUCACGUGGCUUGUAUAAGUCGCUGGAAGAAGCCACUGGCACCGAUCAAGUUAACAAAGAAUUAGCUUUAAUAACAGUCGAACAGUUCCGAGUACAAUCAACCUUAACUGGCGUCGCUCAAGCGGUAGUCGAUAAGACUGUGAGAAUCCACCAUGACGUGAACAUGAGCAAUACCCAGAGCACCUUGACUUCGGGCAAACGAGACGAUAUUACACUCUUAGUACGAAACUUCAAUUUCCCGCUACCGCACGCCCUAAAGAGUCCGACCAGUCAAUCGGUGAGAUUCAAUCCCGUGGUGCAGACCGCACCGAUCAGAACCAUGCCGGACAACGAGGACUUCUCCAGCACCGGCACCGGCAUCACCGACGACAACUUCGACACGUCGACGACCGAGACUUCGACGACGACGACGUCGGAUAUGUAUCCUCCUGGCGCCAGAAUAACAGAUCGAAACGCCAGAAUUAAGCCUUACGUAGAUUUCUCAGAAUAUUACGAGAACGUCGAGAAGAGACGGCAAGAGGGAACUCUGCCAGAAGGUAUAGACUUCUAACAGUUUAUUUGUGAAAUGAGAUAUUUCAAUUAUCAAGAACAGCACUAUAGUCAUAAGCAUCAUCGAAUGUUCCUAUUAUUGUAGCAUAUUUUUCAUAGAUACAUUCAUCUGAACACGUGAUAUUUAUACACAUUUGUGUGCAAUACAUAAGGUACCUAUAUUAUGUAUGAUAUUGCUGUAUAAUAUUCUUUUUAUCGAGAUAAAAUUGCCUAUACUCUUGUAAAUUUAUUCGAAAGAAAAAGAGAAAGAUUAAACCAUUUGAUACUGUUUAUAAGUCAAUCGUCAAUUUUCGAUCGACAGCAUGUACUGCAGCUUGUUGUAGUAUAAAAAAUAAUAAAACAUUGACAAGUAUA